AUGGACAACGACACCAACGGCUCGUCAAAUGCCUUGGCCGAAGGCAGACGCAUCUACCUGGGCAACCUGCUCUACACCGUCAAGGCGGAAGAGGUCGAGGAUGGGCUGCGAGACCACGGGUUCGACGACUUUGAGACUGUCCACAUGUCCGUCGAUGCCGUCUCGCUGCGCAACCCCGGGUACUGCUUCGUCGACUUUGCCAGCCGCGACGGCGCCGAGCGCGCUCUGGAGUCGCUGAAUGCCACCAUCGCCGGACGCACCCUCAAGGUCGGCCCCUGCAAGCCCAAGCAGCCUCGCGCCAACAGCAACAACUACAAUUCCAACCACAACAGCAACAACAACAACAACAACAACAACAACAGCAGCAGCAACCGCUGGAACAGCCACGAAGGCCGCUCCGGCUCCCAGCGCUGGGGCAACGGCAGCGGCGCCGGCGCUCACCCUCACCCUCACCAGAGAGUGGCGCCGGAGCGCUACGACGACGCCGUCGAGGAGGGCAACAUCCGCCGCGUCUACGUCGGCGGUCUAGCCCAGCAGGACGACCCGGACCGCAACGUCGAAGAGCUCACCGAGAUUUUCGCCGACUUCAAGCCGACCGCCUUCAGCAAGCGCAUCACUCCACAUGAAAGCACAAAGUCGUUCCCUGGCAACCACCACUACUGCUUUGUCGACUUUGCGACCAGCGAAGAGGCGCAAGCGGCCAUCGACGCCCUCAACGGAAAGGUCGUCGACGACGGCGCCAUCAAGGUAUCUCUGGCGAGGCCUCCGCCGAACAAGGCCCGGGAGCGGUCUUUCCAGCACAACGACAGGUCUGGCGGCGGCCGCGUGCGCCGCAACCCCCGCGAACACGAGGUCCCGCCGGGCGAGGGCUCGCCAGCAGGAAGCCGGAGCAUGGCCUCUGACAACUGGCGUCGCAGAAACGACUAA
Ustilaginoidea virens is the source of this 927-nucleotide messenger RNA. RefSeq lists its product as uncharacterized. Gene Ontology annotation, molecular function: mRNA binding. The record is from RefSeq and is a predicted model, not a curated record. Gene Ontology annotation, cellular component: cytosol. The transcript is spliced from 3 exons. NCBI's taxonomy places the organism in Eukaryota, Fungi, Ascomycota, Sordariomycetes, Hypocreales, Clavicipitaceae. The coding region runs from base 1 to 927 and encodes 308 amino acids.